Messenger RNA from Plasmopara halstedii, 1422 nucleotides. Its product is annotated as Armadillo-type fold. The record is from RefSeq and is a predicted model, not a curated record. The transcript has a single exon. NCBI's taxonomy places the organism in Eukaryota, Oomycota, Peronosporomycetes, Peronosporales, Peronosporaceae. The coding region runs from base 1 to 1422 and encodes 473 amino acids.
AUGGCCUCCACAGAGAUUGUCAAUGUGCUUGAUUCAAUUUCGCCUGAGACUUUACGCGAUGUUCUGCUUUUUGACAAUCCUGACACAUUGUCUGUGACGACUGAAUUGCAGAACAUCAACGAGCUGGCAAAGAAGCUGCGAGAUAUCGAUGAUUUUGAUCUUCAGACACAGUUCGACAAUGUCGUUCGCACCAUCAAAUCUCUCAGCGAUGUGGUCAUCAAAUACAUUACAAGAUCUGCAACGAAAGUGAAUAAAGAAGGAAAGGUUGUGGUACUUGACGAUCAUCUGCAGCCAAUUUUCAACGUUUUGAAUGCAUUUGUAAUUCGCUUAAGGCGUCGAGAGCUACAGAAUGACAAAGAUCUGGUUCGGUGGUUACCGUUUGUGGUCACAGCGUGCUACUUUAUUGAUAAGCGAGAGUUUUCUAGUGUUGAUCUUAUCCAAAGUCUUAAAAUUGCUGAGGAAACGCUGGAUGAGGCUGUGAAGCUCACAAAAGCUGAAGAUCGAACGUGUUUAAUAGCAAAAUACGCCUCGCAGAUUGUGGCACUAUGCUCGCAAGACGUGAAGAAGGAGGAAUGGGUGGCGGAAGCGUCGAUCAACAAGAAGAUUAUGCUGCAAUUGGUAGAAGAAAUACCAUUUCCGUAUUUGGGCGGGGAUCUACUCGGCCGUCUGCUGGCGCUCACGUUUCCGCUUGUGGAUGAUCUGAUAGACUCAACGCAGCUCAUUGGUGCACGUAUGCUGCGUCAUAUUGUACAUAAUGUCACACUAACAGAGCUACGAUGGUAUUCAGAUGUAUUGCUGGAGGUGCUUCAUACUGCACUCGUUUCUCGCAAGCCACAAACGCUUGACGUGUUACUUGACUGUCUCGUAGAAUCGCUUGACAAGGUAUCUGCUGCUGGCAACGUUCAGCAUUACGAUCGAUUUAUACCUCGUCUACUCCGCGACACGAGUCUUUGCACUGAUGUUUCUAUCCGGGUGGUUUUCGUCCGACAUUUGCAAGUUCUGAUUGUUCGCCAAGGCGCCCCACACAGCCUUAAUGCAAUUCGAUAUCUACAACCAUUACUGAAAGUAUUGAUUGCAGGCUUUGAGAGUGUCAAUGUUACUUUUUUGGUCACAACACUUGAAGCGCUACAAGCGACUGUACUUGCUACAUGGCCUCGCAUUGCAUCCCACACUGAGCAAAUACUGGUUGGUGUUCUACGUGCUGUGGCGUUCUGCGAGAUCUUCGAUGAUUGUGCAGAAUUUACACCCUCCAACGAUGAAAAAGCGCAGAUACUUGCGCUCUGUGAAGACGUUGUAGACCUGUUACACAAGGUCAAUGCUGGCAAUUUAGCUGUGAGCAAUAUGCUUAUCAAAGUGGGCAACCAGGUUCCCAAGUUGUCGCCGUUUUGCAAUCGAAUGCAGAAGAAAUGGAAAUCUGGAUAG